This is a messenger RNA of Chrysemys picta bellii (western painted turtle), 2613 nucleotides long. RefSeq names its product parathyroid hormone (gene PTH). The record is from RefSeq and is a predicted model, not a curated record. Gene Ontology annotation, molecular function: hormone activity; parathyroid hormone receptor binding. Gene Ontology annotation, cellular component: extracellular region. Gene Ontology annotation, biological process: intracellular calcium ion homeostasis; cell-cell signaling. NCBI's taxonomy places the organism in Eukaryota, Metazoa, Chordata, Testudines, Emydidae.
AUUUAAGGGGUCCACUAGACCAAUUCAGUAGUCUUUAAAUAUACUCAACAUCAGAAGACAGUCAGCUGCUGACUUAUCUGAAGCAGAAACCUGUUUAAGACAUUAUUUGUUAACAUGAUUUCUGUCAAAGAUAUGGCUAAGACUGCAGUCGUUGUAUAUGCAAUUUGUUUCUUUGCAAAAUCUGAUGGAAAACCAGCGACGAAGAGGUCAGUGAGUGAGAUGCAACUGAUGCACAAUCUUGGGGAGCACCUGCACACUGUGGAGAGACAGGAUUGGCUUCAGCUGAAACUGCAGGAUGUGCACAGUGCCCCCGAGGCACUGGUGGAUGCUAGAACCCAGAGGCCCCGAAAGAAGGAUGAUAUUGUUCUGGGAGAGAUCAGAAGUCGUAGGCUGCUCCCUGAGCAUUUGCAGGCAGCAAUGCAGAAGAAACCUAUUGUUCUGGACAAAGCUUACAUGGACAACAUCCUCUUCAAAACAAAGUCCCAGUGAAAGAGGCAUAGCAUUGUAUCUGUCCAAGUAAGCACAUGUCUGUAACUCACCGAGCAACUAGGGCAUUUUAUUAUUAUUUAUUAUUUGUAUUACAUUAGUUUCUAGAGGCCCCAACCAAGACAGAAGCUCCAUUCAGCUAGGUCCUUUACAAACAUAGAUUAAGAGAUUGUCCCUACCCACCAUCUCAAAUGUUGAUAAUUUUUGAAUAUCUAAUUCAAUCGCUAAUGGGUCCCAUUUAUUUCCAUUGUUUAAAAAAAUAAUGUAUGUUUAAAAAACCAAACAAGCAGGAGGUUUAAAUAUAAAUAGUUACAAAAAAGGCAGAGUUAAAAUAAUUUAAGGCCAGGUUCUACCACUCUUACUCACAUUGAAUAGUACCUUAACCCAAUGGAAUCCUCAGAGAAUAAAUUACUAAUCAACCUAAGUGAGGACGACAGAAUCUGACCCCAUAAUAAAAAGGGCACCACCAGUUCUAUAGGGACUGAAACAUGUGCUUCACUCUACACACAGUGACCAGUCCCAUUGAUCCACUACUCACAAUGCAUAAAGUUAAGUCACAUUCAUUUACAAGAUCAGGCCAAGAUUUGGGAAGUGUUAAUUACAUAUAAAAAUAAAAAAAGAGGACUUUAAUUUAAAAAAUAUUAAAAAGUAAGGUAAAAUAUAAACAUAGGAAAAACAAAGAUUAUAAAUUAUUAAAAGGAAAGGGCUAGAAUUAAAACUAAUUCUAUAAACAAUAGAAAAAUCAAGGGUUAAAUAUAAUAUUAAAAUAGGGGAAAGGUUUAAUUACCCAACAAAGGCCAAAAGGAUAGGAUCUAUAACAUAAACAAUAAAAGGAGAUGUAGUGGCAUGCAUCUAGGUGUGAGGCUAGGUAACACAAAGUGGGAGUGAGGUAUGGGUCAGACAGUUAAAAUUAAAACCAAAAUCGUACACAAUAUUUUCAUCUCCCUCUUGUCUGUAAAUUAUUCACUCUCUAAAUUGUCUGUAAGUUAUCGUAGGCCCCAUGUGUGAGUAACUUUAUGCUGUAGGACUAAUAAUUCAUAUGGGUAAUGUUAUUCAUGUGCAUGCAUAAGUAUUUAUAGGAAUGGGGUAAUAGAUUCUAAAAUCCUUGCAACAGGUUCCCAUUAGCCUGUGGAAAUCAUUGCCACAAUAUACCACACAGGCUGAGAGCUUAGCAGAAUUCAAAAAAGGAUUGGACAUUUUUAUGAAUAACAAAAAGGUUUAUAAGUUAAAUUGUAAGGAUAAAAAAGAAUAGCAAAGAAAAAACCCUUAACCUGAAUUUUGGAAGGAAUAUAAACCCUCAUGCUUUGGAGCAUAAACAAACUUCUGACUAAUGGAGUUUAGAAAGAAACUUUUCCUAUAGGUAAUGUUUUCCAUAAUUGUCUGCUGUGGAGUUUAUUACACCUUCCUCCAAAGCAUCUAUUACAGAGCACUAUCAGAACCAGAUACUGGACUAGAUGAGAUGAACUAUUGGUCUCAGCCAGCCUGGCUUUCCCCAUGUUCCCUAGCCAUUUUGCCAGCCAUGGAAGUAAACAUUUUCAACACCACCCACUCCCUGCAAUGGCUGAGGGGAGGAGGGAAAAAAGGGCUGGCCAAUCAAUGAAGCAAAUGGAAAACGGCCAGCUAGGCAAAGCAUAGAGCAAAAAUUAAAAGGCAGAGCGGGUCACAACAGCACAGUGCUCCCUGGAAGUUGGCACCGAGGGCGCCCCUAGAACCUGCCCUGUUCCCAUAUAAUGUUUAUUUGUCUGUUUGGUGUCUUCAUGCUUUGGGAAACCAGUGAACAAAUAAUAAAUAAUAAUUUCACAAUAUAAAUUAAAAUCUUCGGCAAAUUAGAAAUGUACUUGCAACUAGUGAACUGUAUUUCAUUAUCUUGACUAUACCUUUACUAAUGUAAAGGCCCUGAUGCUACAAACUGAUGAUGCACUAAUGCAGACCCUGCACCUGCACAAAGUCCCAUUACAGUGAAUGGUACGCGAUGGGUGUUUAGGGUUCUUUGAUAGUACAUCUAUUUGUGGGACUGGGGCCUUAAAGUGCACCUUCUAUUUAUUCUUUUGUUGUAUGUUUGUGCAUAACUUAUAAAGGAAUAAAAUUGCAUUUUUGUACCUAUGUCUCGCUUAUGUAUCACCAAAU